UUAAGGCUGGAAGGAAAGAGGCUGCCGCUCGAGCGGGUGGAGACUGCUCUACGUUUAAAUCCCCCUGGCUGGUUUUUCACAUUUUAGACACUAAUUACGUUUUUGUUUUUCUUUGUACCGCUGGACGCUUUUUAGAUAGCUACUUUAAUGUCGCCCAUAACAGGUCUGUAAGGGCGUCGUGGUUGGGAAGUUUUUCUCGGGGGGGUGGGGGGACUGGCCAGUGAAGGGCCAUGGCAGUCGAGGCUCGGCCGGAGCUGGUCGGGAAGCGGUUCCUCUGUGUCGGCGGGGACGAGCCGCCGGAACUGGGCACCAUCGCCCGGUGGCCGUGGAGGUCCGGGGUUAUACGGGCUGUGAACCACCGUGACGGCGACCCAGUCGACCUUACGGUUUAUGUGGAAUUCGAUGACCAGGAGUGGGAGAAGAGAGAGUGGGUCAAGGUCUACGAGGAUUUCCAGCUGUUUCUGUUGGAGCACCAGCUGGUCUGGGCCAAGAGGAAGGAGGGAGCCGCAGGAGGAGCAGGAGCAGGAGGCCUGCUGCCGGGAACCAAGGCCAAGCACAUACAGUGGCCGGCUCUGGCGUUUAAGCCGGUGGUGGGCAAGAACCUGCUGUCUUCGGUAACGGCGGUGGAGUUCUUGUUGGAUCGUAAACUGGACUUUCUGUCUGAGCAUUCAGCCUGCCAACCGUACCAGGACGAGGUGGACAGUCAGAACCCUCUGUUCAGAGACAAUCCACAGCUCCAUGAAGAAGUGAAGAGCUGGCUGAAAGACCAGAAGGUGCAGGAAAUAUUUAUGCAAGGACCCUACUCACUGAAUGGCUACCGAGUGCGAGUGUACAGACAGGAUUCGGCCACCCAGUGGUUCACGGGCAUCAUCACUCACCACGACCUUUUCAGCCGAAACAUGGUUGUCAUGAACGACCAGGUGCUAGAGCCCCAGAACGUGGAUCCUUCGAUGGUCCAGAUGACCUUCCUGGAUGACGUGGUCCACUCUUUGCUGAAAGGAGAGAACAUUGGCAUCACCUCUAGGCGAAGGUCGCGGUCCAGCCAGAACAGCAACACGGCCCAUAUGGCUGGAGGCCGACCCUGCGGAACCACUGGCAACUCUCAGCAGAGUCAUUACACACGAGCUCAAGCGAACAGCCCCCGCCCAGUGAUGACAUCAUCGGGACCCAACCCUAAAAGCUCCCCCCAGCAGCAAAGUCAGUCUCAGCAAGUCCAGCUGGCGCUCAACCCGUUGCAUCACUCGCCCGGUGGGAGCGGGCGUGAGCAGCGAGAGCCGCGCGCCUCCCGCUCCUCCAGGAGGAAAGGCUCGGACAGCAGCGUCCCAGAGGAGGACAAGGAGGCGGCGGGCCGAGAGUCCAAGGCCAAAGUGAAGCAGACGAUGAACAAACGCAGGAAAGGCGAGGAAGAUGAGAAGAAGGCAGGAUUAAAGAGGCUGAAGACAGAAGUGACGUCCGACCUGUCGGACUGCAGCGACUCAGAAAACCUCCACAACAAGAGGACCACGGACUCAUCCUGCUGCUCUUCCUCCUCCUCAUCCCUGUCAUCUUCGUCCUAUUCUUCCUCCUCCUCCUCAGAGGUCAACUCUGAGAAUGAACUAAAGAUGCGCAGCAGCGAUGAGGUACAAAGUACCAUUUCCCAAGUGGAGGAGGAGGAGGAGAAGCCAGGGAUGAAGGGACCUAAAAUGAAUGACUCCUCCUCUCUCGUUGGUCACUUAUCCCCGUGGGCAGACAUGGAGGCUGCAGAGAAGCUGAAGAAGAGUGUGCUAAAGGAAUCAGUAAAAAUGAUGACAAAGGAGGAGGAAGAGCUGGUGGCAGUCACACAGAUCACUCAGUCUCCUCUUCAGCCGUCGCAGCUGAUGGUGGACAUGAGCCAGGGCGGACCCUUGGAGAGCAUCAAGAACGCUGUGAAAGCUCCGGGCGCCGCCGUCAUCGACAUCACGGACGACGCCCAGGCCACGGUGCACAGAGAGAGCUCGGAGGCGGUGUCGGCGCUGCUGGCGUCCCAGAAGGCCGAGUCCACGGCCCUCUCACCCUACUUGCCUCUCAACCCGUCUCCGGUGUCCUCGCCUCCCGUCCCUCCAGCCUCCUCCCCAUCAGAGGGGUGUCGCAGGACGGACGUGGAGUCGCACGCCAAGCAGCACGGCUUCAUGGGAGGCGGCGUCCCUUCAGCCAAGAGCAACAAAAUAGAGUUCGGUUCGUCGGAGGUCAUCAGGUCGGUCUCCUCCAUGAGCGACAGCCUGCCUCUGACGGAGAAGAGCGUCCCUCCUCAUCCUCAGCAGCAGCACGAGCAGCGGCAGUACACGUCCACCCCCCCCAGCACGGCCCCGCCUUUUUCCAACGAGGCAAAAAAGCUGCCCCCACACAAAACAAACACAAGUGCCCCCACAGACUUUGUCAGAUCCAAAACCAGCCCCGGUCCCAACCCCAGCUCCUCCCACUUUGAGUCCUUGAAGCAGAAAUCCCCCAGCACCCCCCAGAACCAGCACCACCCUGACCUGGCUGACCUUAAGGUCAAGCCCAGCCCCGGCCCGCUGGACGUCUCCAAACCCAGACCCAACACGUCCCCCGACAUCUCCAAGCAUAAAAUAACCAGGUACUCCGAGGCCUCCCCCCCACCGGCACGCUUACCCACUAAGGAGGAGCCGGCAGAACCUCAGCGGUCCGGUUUCAAGCCCGUGGCGAUGAGGUCGGAGGCGGGCGCCACAGGCAGCAGCACCAAGAGCCCCCUGAUCAUCGACAAGAACGAGACCUUCACAGUUUACAGGGAUCCAGCGCUGGUUCAGUCGGACGCAGAGAGCUCCUCCAAUCACGUGGCAGCCUACCUGCACCCCCACCUGCACCCCCUGCACCCCUCCUCCCCCCACUCGCCAUGCCUGACCCCCGCUUCGCACACGCAUGCGACGUCGCACCUGCUGGCGCCCCCUCACUCUUCGGCCCUACCUCACCCCCACCUCCUGGCCUCUGGAAUGCUGCCGGCCAUGCCCCCCCCGGCCACGUCGCUCCUGGGGAGCCACGCCCGACUGGAGUCUCCGGGAAGCCUGGGGCACCUGGCCCUCGCCCACCCUGCAGCCACACACCAGCAGCAGUUCUUACAGGGUCACGGCAGGACGCCGGGGCUCAGCCUUUACCCCAUCCUGUGGCAGUAUCCUAACGGAACACCAGCUUCAUACCCCCCAGGGCUCAACCUGCCUCCCACUCCUAAGUGGGUCCAUUCUGAAACUCCCGUGAGCUCUGACUCCCCCCUCAGGAGGAACACCACCAGUCCGUGGCUGCACCAGGCUGCCAGCGACAGUCUGGGUCUGCUCAACCACCUGCCAGUCCGACCCGCCAGCGCCGACGCCCACCGCCCCCCAGGGAAGAUGCCCGCGCACUCAAACCCUUCAAUGACGAAGGCCAGCCUGAGCGUUCAGAAGGAGACGUUGGCGCAGCUCAAACAGGACCAGGUGGACAGAAGUCGUACUCCAGCAGGCAAGGAUGUCCUCCAUCACCGCCUUUACCUGGAUCCUCACAGCACAAGCCGCCUGGGAAACCCACAGGAGGCCGGUCAGGGAGCGGACCGAGCCGUUAAAUACAAGGAGGAGAAUCGUCAGAUCCUGAAGGAAAGCAUCGAGGUGGCCCCCUUCACCUCUAAGAUCCAGCGCUCCAUGGAUCCCGUGAUGGACCGAGAGAGGACGAGGGAUCCGGCGUUCCCGGUCCCCGUGCGAGCUCUCACUUCCCAAAGCCCCAAGGCCAGCCUCACCCACCCCAACAUCAUCCACCAGGAGAAGAGCAACUACUUCACCACCUUGUCCAACAGCGUGGUGAACGAGCCCCCGAGACUCUACCCCUCCAAGGAGAUGGCUCCCUACUACGAGAAGGUGUCUGCGGGGAUCGUGACCAGCGUUGGAGCUGUGGUGCCCAGUCAGGGACUCCAGUCUCUGGGGAACUACAGCUCCAAAGCCUCCCUCUCCAAACCGCCCCCCCUGAUAAAGCACCAACCAGAGGGGGGAGAGGGUCUGGCAGGGAAAAUCACAGAACAACUGAGCCAGCAGGUCACGCUGGUCCAGCAGCAACAUCACGCAAGUGUCGACAGGAUGGAGCGCUGUAGCCCCGCCAUUUCUUCCUCCUCCAACCACCACCACCACCAGCAGCAGCAGCACCACCAGCUCAGGACCAUGCCGUCUCUUUACCGGGCUCCGGUCUUCCACCCCCCCACGCAGCAGGCGCUGGACUGCAAGGAAGCUGUGGAGCGGGAGAAGGAGUGGGAGAGGGAGAGAGCCGGCUUCGGUGGGCGUCUGUCUCCACCGACGCUCACACCCAUCCAACCGGUCAGCCUGGCGUUGGCUGGUACCAAAACACUGGUGGAGCAGCAGAAGCCCCCCACGCUGUUGCCUGAACUCAGGGACAUCAAGAGCCACAGGGUCGGUGCGGCGGUGACCUCCGUGGCUCCCGCCACCAGCGUAGACGUGACGGCAGACGGGUGGAGAGGCAGAACCGUGACUCAGGGAAGGGAAGCCGUGUUCUCCAGAGAGAGAGACGCGUCCAGGGGGAAGCCCCCGGCAGCAGUGGCCUCGGUCAUCGUGGGUCCAACGUCUGCCAAGUACGACAGCCUUGUUGGUGCUAACAGAUCUGGUGCUAUUAUUCACAAGGAGCCCCCCUCAGGGAGAUUCUACCCAUCCAAGCUCGAGGGGGAAUCUGCCAGGUUCGGAGAAAGUCCGAGAGAACCCGGAGCUAGAAGGGUGAUCCAGUCCAACGUGGACGACAGGUGUCAGAGCUCGUUCGUGCACGGACCUCUAAGUUCCAGCAGCCCUCUGAACAGGUCUGCUGUUUUAGUCUCAUCUGCUGUCGACCUGCAGAAUAAAACUUUAAAGUCGGCGUUUUCCUCUCGGGAUGAGGUUCCUCACCUCAAAGCGGGCGUCGGAGGCUGGCCGCUCGGCCAGUCAAGUGCAGACAAAGAAGGAGAGAACCAUGUGGCGUUUGACUCUCACGCUGGAUUUUCAGGUUUGUCUUUGCCUCAAACCAAUUCUACGGUGGCAUCCCUCCCCAGCCAAAGCCCCGCCUCGCCGUCGUACUCCGUCUCUGGCUCCUCUCAGCCGUACUCCUCCUCGUUUAUCCACUUGAAAAAGCACAAAGCAGCUCUGGCUGCAGCCCAGUCCAGAACCAGCCUCCCUAUUGCUCCUCCAUCUGUAACGACUGGAAGCCCCACCCUGUCUGAGUCAUCUGACAAGACUCCAAACCACACGUCAACGCCUCCACCCUCUUGUAGUCAGGCCUCGUCCUCCUCUGAAAGCAGUAGCAGUGGCUCUGCAGCCGGGCGCUCCACUCCGGGCAAGUCCAGCCCCGUACCCAACGGGCAGACCAUGGCUGCCGCCGGCUGCGGACAACCCAUCAACUACCACAAGCUGAAGAAAGCCUGGUUAACUCGCCACUCGGAGGAGGACAAGAACACAACCGCCACUACAAGCUCCACCACCACCAAAGCAGAGAAACUGCUCACCACUACGACCAGCAGCUGCAGCGCCACAGCCAUGUCGGACAUGAUCAGGCCCUGCACCGUCAACCUGAGUGCCUCCACCUCCAGCGAGGUGGACAUGAGCAAAGAGGGCGGCAGCAGAUUGGAGAGAGAGAGGCAGGCGGAGGAGAAGAGCGGCGGGGAGGACAGGAAGUCCAGGCGAGGACACAAACGUUCCUACGACUCCGGCUCAGAGACCGCGGGAGACGACUCGGACGGCAGUGAUAGCAAGAUGGAGGGCAGGGCUAAGCGCCAACCCAAACCCACGUACAAGAAGAAGCAGAACGACAUGGCCCGGAGGAGGGGAGACGCCGACAAGGACGACGAUGACGGGAAGCCCAACGGGAUCUUCAGGUCGGCCCGCGAGAAGACCAAACUCAAACUGGCCAGCAGCAAUGGGAUUCCCCGCUCCGUGCUGAAGGAUUGGAGGAAGGUCAAGAAGCUGAAGCAGACCGGAGAGUCCUUCCUGCAGGACGACUCCUGUUCGGAAAUCGGACCCAACCUCCAGAAGUGCCGGGAGUGCCGGGUGGUCCGCAGCAAAAAGGGGGAGGAGCCAACACACUCGCCCGUCUUCUGCCGUUUUUACUAUUUCAGACGGCUGUCCUUCAGUAAGAAUGGAGUCAUCCGGAUGGACGGCUUCUCCGCUCCGGACCAGUUUGACGAUGAGGCUCUGGCCCUGUGGGUCCCUAGUGCGAUGGAAGACGCCCACCUGGACAAAACCACCGCCAAGUACAUCCUGGGCUUCAUCGGGGAUAAGUUCUGCCAGAUGGUUGUGACCGAAAACACGGCAGCCAGCUGGGUCAAGAAGGACGCCAAGAUGGCGUGGAAGCGAGCCGUGAGGGGGGUGAGGGAGAUGUGCGACGCCUGUGAGGCGACGCUCUUCAACAUCCACUGGGUCUGUCAGAAGUGUGGCUUUGUGGUCUGCUUGGAUUGUUACAAGGCCAAGGAGAGAAAGAGUUCCAAGGAUAAAGAGCUGUACGUUUGGCUGAAGUGUGUCAAAGGUCAGCCCCACGAUCACAAGCACCUCAUGCCCACUCAGAUCAUACCUGGCACAGCGCUGACGGAGCUGGUGACCUCCAUGCACUUCCUCAGAGACAAGCACAACAUCAGGUCCUGCUGCUCCUGCACCAGCAAACAGAACGCCCUCAACAAGCUGCCCGUCACCAACGGAGUCUCACAGGUUCUGCAGAAUGUUCUGAACCACAGCAACAAGCUGGCCCUGGUCAAAGCAGAACCAGGCUCCCUGCAGAACUCAGAGCACGGAGGAAUCAAGGCCGACACCAACGGGUCGGGAGGAGGGGGCAGCAGCCCGGGCAGCGAUGCGGGGCGGGGCGCCUCCGUCACGCCGCCGGAGUCCCAGUCGCCCCUGCACUUCCUGGCUGAUCUGGCGGAGCAGAAAUCCAGGGAGGAGAAGAAGGAGAACCACCAGUCUGCGCUGCUGGGGAAAGCUCUGAAGGAGGACAAAGACGGGGACGCCCUGGAGGUGCUGCAGCAGUGUAAAACCACGUCCCUGGGGGCCGGCGGCGCCGAGCAGGGCUCCACGCUGCGAGACCUCCUCACCACCACGGCAGGGAAGCUGAAGCUGGGCUCCACAGACGCCGGCAUCGCCUUCGCGCCCGUCUACUCCACGGCCUCUCAGACCGGAAAGGGGGGGCAGGCCAUGCCCAACAUCCUGGAUGACAUCAUCGCCUCGGUGGUGGAGAACAAGAUCCCGGCCAGCCGGCAGAGCAUCACCACCAAGCUGUCAAUCAAACAGGACCAGAUCACCAUGGGGAACAACUCCUGCCCCGCCGCCGCCGUCACGGACGACGCCAAAGCGGACAGGAAGAAGCCAACGCCUCCAGCGGCGCCCACGCCAGAGGACUCGGUCAGUCAGCACCCGGGCAUCCCCCACAGCUGGUUAAGCAACAGGCGCCUGCUGUGGCUGCGGGAUCACCGCAACCAGAACAACUGGAAGCUGUUCAGAGAGUGCUGGAGGAAGGGACAGCCGGUCCUGGUGUCAGGAAUCCAUAAGAGACUGAAUGCCAGCCUGUGGAAGGCAGACUCCUUCAACCAGGAGUUUGCAGACCACCAGGGAGACCUCCUCAACUGCAAAGACCAGGUGGUGUCAAACUCUGGGAUCAAGGAGUUCUGGGAUGGAUUUGAGGAUCUCACCAAGCGGCCCAAGUCCAAGGACGGAGAGCCCUUGGUGUACCGGCUGAAGGACUGGCCGUCCGGAGAGGAGUUCAUGGCCCUCAUGCCCUCCAGGUACGACGACCUGAUGAAGAACCUGCCCCUUCCGGAGUACUCCGAUCCUGAGGGGGCCCUCAACCUGGCCUCCCACCUGCCGUCCUUCUUCGUCCGUCCGGAUCUGGGCCCGCGGCUCUGCUGUGCGUACGGUGUCGCUGCCUCUCAGGAGCAGGACUUUGGGACGGCCAACCUCCACCUGGAAGUCUCUGACGUCGUCUCGGUUCUGGUCUACGUUGGAGUAGCCAAAGGCAACGGAGUCCUGUCCAAAACCGGAGUCUUGAAGCGACUUGAAGAAGAGGAUCUGGACGAAGGCGUUCGGAAGAGACUGAAAGACUCGAGUGAAACUCCGGGAGCGCUGUGGCACAUCUACCUCAACAAGGACGUGGACAGAAUCCAGGAGUUCCUGCACAAGCUCAGCAAGGAGCAGGGAUCCGACCCGUCCCAGGACCAGGACCCGGUCCGAGAGCAGGCCUGGUACCUGAGCAGGAAGCAGCGGCAGCGGCUGCUGGAUGAGCACGGAGUCCACGGAUGGACCAUCGUCCAGUUCCUUGGAGACUCCGUCCUCGUUCCCGCGGGCGCCAUGCACCAGAUCCAGAACCUGCACAGCUGUGUUCAGGUCAUCAACGACUUUGUGUCCCCGGAGCACAUCGUCAAGUCCUUCCAUCUGACCCAGGAGCUCCGAGCCAACAAGGAGGAGGUCAACUAUGAGGACAAGCUGCAGGUGAAGAACAUCCUGUACCACUGUGUGAAGGAGGCGGUGAGCUCGCUGAAGAGGAGCGGCUCCGACAAAGACGCUGACGAUCAGACCUCAUGACCCCCGCUCAGCUUCAGCCCCGCCCUGCAGCUCCUCCUCGCACACGGCAGGCGGUCCACGCCGUCAGUCCCCCCUACAGGUGGUUGGUAGGGGGCGUGGCCUCUCCCUCCAUCAUCGGCCCAAACCGCAGACGGCUGCUUGGCAGCGUGAAGACUCCCAUCCGGUCCUGGCGGUCCGGAGCCCCGCCCCCUCACCCGUGUGGGCGGAGCAUCUUCAGCUCAGGCCGAUCACCAGCAGCAUCAGGAUCCAAACCGACAUCUGUGAUGUUAUAAUCAGUCCAAAGAGGCUGUUCUGUGUCCUCGUCCGUUCUGCUCGUGGUUCUGUUGGAUCGUUUCCCUCCCUGUGUGCAGACGUAUUUAUUUCUGUGAUGAGGAAGACGAGUAUUCAUGUAAAUGUGAGCUGUACAGUCCUUUGUGUUGUUACUGUGAUGAAGAACACACACACACACACACACACACACACAGGAAAUGCUGGCGCUGCAGCCCCCCCCCACAAAGCCCGUUUCUGCAGCAGAACUGCCAAACAGAACCCACUUUGUACAUUUGUAUGUAAAGAAGAGCAGAAGCUUCUUCACAGCAAACUGUAAACUUUGCAACAUUUACAGAAAAGAUGUAAUUUAUUUAAGUAAAGAAUUGUCUUACUUUUGUUAAGAUUUACUAUUGUGAACUUUUGAAGUCAAAGGUUAAAAGUGAAUAAUGACGUGUAAAUAUAUACAUAUAUAUACAUUAACCAAGGUAUUUUUUUAAAACACGGCUUGCUUCAGUUUGAAAUUUGAAAGUGUUACAUGCUUUGUACAUUGAAGUUCUAAAAGGUUUUACAUUUUCCAUUAAAAUGGAUUUAUCAGUAA
This is a messenger RNA of Oryzias latipes (Japanese medaka), 9381 nucleotides long. RefSeq names its product jumonji domain containing 1Cb (gene jmjd1cb). Gene Ontology annotation, molecular function: transcription coregulator activity; histone H3K9 demethylase activity; chromatin DNA binding. Gene Ontology annotation, cellular component: histone deacetylase complex; chromatin. Lineage: Eukaryota; Metazoa; Chordata; Actinopteri; Beloniformes; Adrianichthyidae. The record is from RefSeq and is a predicted model, not a curated record. Gene Ontology annotation, biological process: regulation of transcription by RNA polymerase II.